UACUUUUAGUUGUCAGUUUUAUAGGAUAGUUGGUAGUGGGUAGUGACAAGAGUGGAAAGUGUAUGGUCGAGUUGAACAUUAUGAAUUAAAUCCAUAAAAAUGUGAAUAAUUCUUGGUAUCUCUUCCAUCAGAUACCCAGUGCCAUGUAUUUCUUAUAUAGAUAUUAUAUUCAGUGUCUUAAAAAAUGACGGUUCCUGCGAAAAUAUCAAUUUCAAGAGUUUACAAUUUUGCGAACGCCUCUUUGUAUAAGAAAUACAAAAAUUUCUUUUUUGUGCUACUCGUUAUUUCUGUAUUUAUAGCUUUAUCUGUUCCUCUUACAAAUUUUGCUACGGAUGUAUCCAAAAAUUUCGAACGAAUUGAUUUGAAUAACUUAAAAAAUUUGCCCAUUGUAAAAUUGACCAAUAGUGCUAGUAUCUUGAUUCCCAGAAAUGCUCUCUGUACCCAUUGGGAUUGCUUUAACAUAUAUCGAUGUGGUCAUACAGGACAUGACAGGAUAGCAGUCUAUGUUUACCCACUCAAAAAAUACGUGGAUGAAGAAGGAACCCCAGUCACUGGACACUUAUCUAAAGAAUAUUAUUCAAUACUGAAAGCUGUGAUAAAUUCAAAAUAUUAUACAGCGAAUCCAGCAGAAGCAUGUAUAUUCAUUCCAUCUAUCGAUACUUUGAAUCAAGACAGAAUUUUGCUGAAUUCGACAUCAAGGGCUCUAAGUUCUCUUCCAUUUUGGGGAAAUGGCGAAAAUCAUCUAAUUUUCAACAUGGUGUCCGGUAGUUCUCCCGAUUUUUCACCUGUCAUCGAACUGGAAAUCGGAAAAGCCAUGGUGGCUGGUGCGGGGUUUGAUACAUAUAGGUUUAGAAAAAAUUUCGACAUUUCCUUGCCAGUUUUUAGUCCAGUAGCUAAGUUAGGAGAGGUUAAAGACAUAUCACACGAAAGAUUCUCUUAUCCAAAUAUACUAACAAAAACGAUCUUCUGUUUGGUGUUUAGAGGGGAGCGAAUGGGACAGUUUGUACUGCUGGAAGCUUUGGCGGCCAAUUGCAUUCCUGUAAUUGUUGUGGAUGGCAAUGUGAUGCCUUUUGAUGAUAUCAUCGAUUGGAGGCAUUUUUGUAUAUUCAUCAUGGAGAGCCAUUUGAGUGGUUUGAUGGAAGUGCUGAACGCUAUUUCGGAAAAGCGUAUAAGGGAGAUGCAGAGGAGCGCGUUUUUCAUGUAUCAGUCUUAUUUCUCCGAUAUGGAAAAGAUAGCUUUAACUACCUUAGAUAUUAUACAGGAUAGGGUAUUUCCUCAUUUGAGCCAAACAUAUGACCAGUUCAAUUUGAGACCUGCUGAGAUUAACAUGAAUCCUUUGUUUUUUCCCAUUACUUCACCGAAAUCUCACGGAUUCACUGCUGUUAUUUUGACAUACGAUAGAGUGGAAAGUCUGUUCACAUUGAUCGAAAGAUUAUCAAAGGUUCCUAGUCUAAUGAAAGUCAUAGUUAUAUGGAAUAAUCAGAAAAAACGUCCUCCACCAUUGUCUGAAUUUCCAAAAAUCUUAAAACCUGUAAAUAUAAUUGAAACCAAGGCAAAUAAAUUAUCGAAUAGAUUCUAUCCUUAUAAGGAGAUCGAAACCGAGGCUGUUCUACACAUAGACGAUGACAUCAUUAUGUUGACUUCCGAUGAGGUGGAAUUUGCCUAUGAGGUUUGGAGGGAAUUUCCUGAUCGAAUAGUAGGUUUUCCAUCAAGAACUCACAUUUGGGACAACACUACCCAAAAAUGGAAAUACGAAUCUGAAUGGACUAACGAAAUAUCCAUGGUACUGACGGGAGCGGCUUUUUUACAUAAAUACUGGAGUUACUUGUACACAAAAAACAUGCCAGUAGANGUGUUAACGAUUGACUAGGGGGGGAGGGGACUUUUGACUAGCACUGUAGAAUUUCUCUUAUUUGGAACACCAUCAUCCUCAAUGGUGUACGUAACUCCUAGAAAAAAAUUCAAAUGUCCAGAGUGUACGAGCAAUGAAAUGCUUUCGGCUGAUAUGGGUCACAUGGUAGAGCGGUCGCAAUGCGUAGAUAGGUUCGCCAAGGCUUUCGGUCGCAUGCCCCUGAACACAGUCGAAUUCAGAGCAGAUCCAGUCCUCUUCAAAGAUCCAUUCCCAGAAAAAUUGAAGCGCUUCAACGACAUUGGCAGCUUGUAGAUUUUUUAUGUUUAUUUAUAUGUAGAUAGGUGUAGAUAUUGUAAAUACUGUAAAUACUUCAUUGUUGUACUGAUUUUUUGACCAGGGUUAUAUAUUUUACAGAUAUUUUAUUGACUUUUUUUAUUGUAUUUAAUGUUUUGUAUAUGUUGUAAAUCUGAAAUGUAAAUAAUGUAUUCGAUAAUAAUCAUCAGAUUUCGA
Leptinotarsa decemlineata (Colorado potato beetle) is the source of this 2362-nucleotide messenger RNA. RefSeq names its product exostosin glycosyltransferase sotv (gene sotv). Gene Ontology annotation, molecular function: glycosyltransferase activity. NCBI's taxonomy places the organism in Eukaryota, Metazoa, Arthropoda, Insecta, Coleoptera, Chrysomelidae. Gene Ontology annotation, cellular component: membrane. The record is from RefSeq and is a predicted model, not a curated record.